AUGUUGUGCUGGCAGCCUCUGCCUCACCAGCUUGUCACCUCGGACCGGGACAGAGAGACCUCGGCCAAGCUGGCCAAGCUCCCCUGGAGGACAUUGGCACGGCUGGCUGCAAAAGGCCUGCUCUGCCCCACACAGCUCCUGCCAGCACACGUGCUAAUCUUCCUUAACCUGACGUCUCAUACGUGGUUUUGGAAUACAAUUCAGAAUGAUUUCAAGAAUGGGAAUGUUGAUUUAGAGGGCUGCAGGAGGCUGCUUGAAAAAAUGCAAAUAAAAUUUGAUGAAGACCAUUUAAAACAUAUUUUCAAGGAAACUGUGGACAAACAGUCAGGAAAUAUUAUUGGCAUGGACGACUUCAGAGCAAUUUAUCGAGCUCUUGUACACAGGCCUGAAUUUGAAGAACUAUUCAAGGCUUACUCGACAGAUGGCAAAAUUCUACCUGACAGCCAGCUCCUUGAAUUUCUUACAAAAGAACAAUUUCAAACUGAAGCUAAUGAAACAACUGCCUUAGAAAUUAUUAUGAAGUAUGAACCCAUUGAUGAAGUGAGGAAGAAAAGGCAGUUGUCAUUUGAAGGAUUUAUAAGAUACAUGAACUCAGACGAAUGUUCAAUAUUUAAAAGCCAGCACAAGACCGUCUAUCAAGAUAUGAACCAGCCAUUAUGUGACUAUUUUAUUUCAUCUUCUCACAACACCUACUCGAUAGCUGACCAGCUAAUGGGACCCAGUCACUUAUGGGGCUAUAUCAGUGCUCUGUUAAAAGGAUGCCGUUGCCUGGAGAUUGACUGCUGGGAUGGCACCAACAACGAACCUAUUGUGUAUCAUGGUCACGCUUUAACAAGCAAAAUUCCAUUUCGCUCUGUAAUUCAUGUGAUUGACAAGUAUGCAUUUAUGUUAUCUGCCUAUCCAGUUAUACUGUCUCUGGAGAACCACUGCAGCCCUGAACAGCAGGAAGUAAUGGCAGACUGCUUGAAAAGUAUUCUAGGUGACAAACUUCUCACUACACCAAUUGGUGGUGCAGUAGAUAUGACUGAACUGCCUUCUCCUGAGGCAUUAAAAUUCAAAGUUCUGAUAAAAGAUAAAAAAGUUGGAACAAAUGAGGAAGGUCUGCUCAGGAUGGAUGCUGAAUAUGGUGGUGAGAUAGAGGAACUGAGUGACUCUGAAUCUGAGUCUGAGGAUGACGACGCAGAUGACACGUUACCUCUUCAGCCAUCAAGGAGUCCCACCAGAAGAAGAAGAAAUCAUAGACCUUCUCUCCCACCUCAAAAAAAACCAAAGGUGAGAAAGGGAAAGAUUGCCCUUGCAUUGUCAGACCUCGUGGUUUAUACCAAAUCUCAGAAGUUUGUGAGCUUUGAGCAGUCCCUGCAGCAUCAGCAGUGUUAUGAAAAUAAUUCAAUUGAAGAGAGUGCAGCACAAAAACUUUUAAGAUCUUCAGCUAAAGAGUUUAUUUCACAUACUACAAGAUUUAUUACAAGAAUUUACCCCAGGGGAACAAGAAUGAGCUCGUCAAAUUAUAAUCCUCAGGAGUUCUGGAAUGUGGGGUGUCAGAUGGUGGCCUUAAACUUCCAAACACCGGGAACACAAAUGGAAUUGCAAGAUGGAAAAUUCCUGGACAAUGGUGGUUGUGGCUAUGUGCUGAAACCUGUAUUCUUGAGGGAUCGCAAUACCACAUUUACAACCCGAAAUGUGGGAGGAUACAGCAAACCAAUGUCUCUGUCAAUAAGGCUCAUCAGUGGCCAUCAGUUACCACGCAGCAGCACGUCAAGGAGCAACAAAGCUAACCCCAUGGUACAGAUAGAAAUCCAUGGUGUACCAGAGGAUGAAGCAAGAAAGAACUCUAGUAUUGUAAGAAGCAAUGCUUUGAGCCCUAAAUGGAAUGAAACAUUCUCUUUUAACAUCCAAGUUCCAGAACUGGCAAUGAUACGCUUCUGCGUGCAGAAUGAGAUUUCUGUGUGUAACAACGAAUUCCUUGGCCAGUACACUUUACCUGUGAUGAGCCUGAAUACAGGUUACCGUAACAUUCCGUUGAUAUCCAAAGAAGGCACCAAGCUGGAACCUGCAUCACUGUUUGUUCAUAUCUGGUAUUAUCACUGAUGCUCCACAGAAGAAAUCAUUCUGGAGGAUUGCCCCCUGCUCCAAUAAAAUAACAUCUCUGGCUUCGCAACAGCCCCAGUGGCCUGAUUCCCAGAGAGGCACAUUCACAAUGAUUUUGUGAAGCCAGAGGGAAUAUUAUGGAGGGGGUAUCCCAAAUAAGGGCUGCUGUCCUUGGCCCUACUGCUGUUUUUCUGUAGGAGAAGACUGGGUCUGAGAAAACCUAAGGAGCCUUGAGGUGCACAGGUCCAUGGGACGUGAUGAGAAACAUCCACAGGUCCUGAGGAAACUGGCCUGAGCCGCGAUCCCUCACUUGGGAAGUCAGGGCAGGUUGGGGAAGUUCCCACUGAUGGAAAAAGUGGAAACAUAGCCCACAUCUGCUAUCAAAAUCAGCGUUGAGGGAGGUGAUUUUACCCUCCUAGUCUGCUCUCAGGAGAUCCCACUUGGGAAGUUGCAUUUAGCUUUGGGGCCUCCAACACAAGAAAGAGGUUGAUCUUUUGGAGAGAGUCUAGAGGAGGGUCAUGAAAAUGAUCAGAGGUGUGGAGCACCUCUGCUGUGAGGAAAGGUUGAGAGAGUUGGAGCUGUUCAGCCUAGAGAAGAAAAGGCUCCAGGGAAACCUUAUAGAACCUUCCAGUAGAAGGGUAUGUAGCGAUUGGAAAAGGGUGGAUGGCUUUAAACUGAAAGAUUAAACUGUAAUUUACAUUUAACUGUAAAUUAAACUGUAAGUUUAACUGGGUAUAAGGAAGAAAUUAUUUACUGUGAGGGUGGUGAGGCACUGGCACAGGUUUCCAGAGAAGUUGUGGACUCCUCAUCCCUGGAAGAGUUCAAAACCAGUAGGAUGGGGCUCUGAGCAACCUACAAAGUGUCUCUGGCCAUGGCAUGGGGUUGGAAUGAGAUGAUCUUUAAAAUCCCUCCCAACCCAAGCCAUUCUGUGAUUCAAUUAUUCUAUGAAUGUUUAGAAACAAUUAAUAAACACUGAAUGCUUUUGAAUAUUUUAAAAAUUGAGUUAAUGUCAGUUGAAGCUAAUUUCAAAUUUAUGAUUAAUUAUUGAGUGAGAAUAAUAAUCCAAUACAUAUAAGAGAUCAUGCUAAUUUUUUAGGAUAUAAGCAUGUGAAAUUGGCAUUUUUAUUUGUAUUGAACAACAUCUCUUACCAUUGUAGCUUUUCAAGGGGACAGGAAAAAUUAUACAUACAAUGUUCCCUUUAAAUUUGGAAAAAGUGGGCUCUGACUGAAUUAUUCCUCUUUAGUGCCCACUGUCAUUUUCUUACCUGAAAAAAUAGUUUUCAGAAAAAAAUUAAAAUCAUAAAAAAAUCAUAUGCUAGUAUUGGUACCUUUCCUUAGCUUAGUCUUGAAUGUUCUGCUGCUAAAGCAAGAUAAAAAAAUUCAUGGAGAGUUUGUAAAGAACCAUAUUCCUCAUAGGAGCAGGGAGCUCAGGAUACAUCUUACCGGGAACUCAGAAAGUUGGAAACACAGUAUUCCGAGGAGAACUGGAGAGUUUUAGAAAAAUCAAGGGUUGAUUAUGUGUGUGAAAUCUAGGAGGACAACUACUUGCUUAACAUCAGUGUAGAUCUUACCCAUAAGACACAAUUUUCCCAUCUUCCUUUCAGAACUGAAGCAUUGUUGACCUUCCACAGGACUACAGUUACACAACUAAUGGCAGAUUUGUCACUCAAAUAUGAUUUUUUUUUUAGAAAAGGAUGUUUUAUCAACAAGUUUCUUUAAUAUCAAAUAAUAUUGCUUAAGUUUACAGACAGUUCUGAUGAUAGAUUGUAAUGCUCUUUUUCUUUAUUGUUAUUCUAAUGCUGUUUCAUUAAAUGUUGCUCUAAGAUGGAAAAUCAGGGCAUGUGGUAAACAAGUGUUAGAAAAUGUCACAGGAAAUAACACUGUUAGAAAAUUGCAUUAUAGUUUUAAUAAGGAAACUGAGACAGUAGACUAAGAGGAAUCUAAAAUCAAUAUUGGAAUGUAAGGUCAGGUGAUUCCAUAACUUUGUAAGCUGGUCUCAGUGUGUUUUCUGUGCUUGAAUGACAAGGCACUUGAUUUGUCUCCCAUGAGACCCUAUAGUACAAAAAUGUUUGGUGUCCUGAUCUUUGUAGUGAUGAUAUUCUGUGUGCCAGCCAAUAUCCUUUGCAUGUGGCGAAUAUUUUACAGUUUCUCACAGCUCUGAAUAGAUGAAUAAUAUUAAUAUCCAAACAGAGUUCCCCUGACCUCCCCUUACUGAGGAGGAGCUUAGUACAUCAGUUUGACUAGGGAAAGUAUUUUUAGAUAAAACCUGAUCAAGUCCAUUUGUUUGAUGCUGAGAAAAACUCCAGCUUAUUUUAUUUCCUAACACUCCAAGUCCCACUUCAGGAGCUUUAUACAACUUUCUAUUCUGACGACUGCUGUGGGUGUCCUUUGGGAGAAGAAGGCAAUUAUCUUCACUUCUGGGAUUAUUACCCCUCUGUUGACCACUUUUCCACCUGGUAGGACAAAUGUCAGAUCUGCCCAGUAUAAGGGAACUUAAAAUUUACAGCAGAUCAGACCACAAAUCAACACAUCUCCUGUGCCUUAAAACUGUGCCCCUGGCCCUGGAAAGGUUUAUUUACAUGGUCAGUGGGUGUGUGCAAGAGUCUGGCAGUAAUGGACAGCUCAUUGUGGCUGCUCAUAUGCCAAAUGCUUAAAGAGGUGUUUAAGUGCUUCCUCAAAUUAGAGAAAAACAGGGCCCAUAAUUAGCAUCUGUGAACUUAAAGGAACCACUCAUGUUCAUUAUUUAAUAUAUAAAUACUCUAAAUCUAUUCAAUGCAUGUAUUGACUUGAACCCCUUAUGCAGCAUAGGAGUGCAAUGUGGGAAGACUGCUGAACAAAUAUCUGUGGCAUCAUGAGCUUAAAUAAAUCCCCCCUGAAAGCUCACACUCAAUAUAAUCUCUUUAUUCAUGAACAUCAGCUUCUCCCCCCUUCUCUCUUCACACAAAUGACCAGUUAUAUCUGCCUCUUGGAUGUCAGAAUAAAAAAACAAUGAUACAUAUUGUUGACAAAUUAAUGUCCUGGAUUAAAUGUGACAUUGUAUCAAAACUUCUAACAUUCUUUAAAAAACCCAAAGUAUUGAUUGGAUAAGAUUUAAUAUGAAAUUUGCUGGACAUCUGCAGGGAAAUGUAUUGGCAGGGAACCAUCCCAUGGUCCUCUGGUGAACUCAUCACAUGCAAUGAUGAUAAAUUACAUCAUUACCAGCAUUGUUUCAACACCAUCAGUGGAAUUAAUGGGCAAAGAAUGAGGCCCCACACACUGAGAAUUUAGUAUUUUUACUGUACUAUUUAAUAUUAACAAAACCAAGCCCUUCAUUGCUGUCAUAAGAACUUCUGCAUAUUGCUACAAGUCCUUAGCACGUGAUUCCUUAAACUCACGCUGUCAGGAAUCUGUGGCAGGAACAUGGUAGCACAUUUAAGACAAUAGCAUUAUGAAAUGUUAGGAUAUGUGCUCAGCAGAUGACUGCCUAUUCUCAAGGGCAACUGAGACAAAAUGUACCGUGGGAAAUGGGAUAAAGAAACAUUAGUGAGUGGGCAAAUAAUUGAAUCAUCUCGGAGAGCAUUUAAAUUACACUGUUUCCCAGGGAGUACCACUUUUCUUCAUUGAACUGGACACUGCUCAGCUGAAUGUUAACAGCUCCCACAAAUGUUCCUUUGCUUUUCACAACAAGCUUCAGUACACGGCCUUGGAGCUCUGGGACUCUGUCAUAUACAAUCUGCAAUAAUAUCUAGUGAAAUAGAAAAAAAAAAUACAAGUUUGUUAAUCUAUUUGACAGGCAAAGCACUUCAAAUAGGAUGAUGAUUAAUCCAACUUUGUGAUAAUUGCUUUAAACUUCCAUCCAGAAUAGUAAGCUAUUAACCAUGAGCCAAAUUCACUUAACUUAGUGAAUUUACCUCAGAAAUACAUUUGACCUUAUCUAGUUUAUAUAAAGAGAUUCUACCUUAGAAUCACGAGCU
Messenger RNA from Poecile atricapillus (Black-capped chickadee), 6041 nucleotides. RefSeq names its product 1-phosphatidylinositol 4,5-bisphosphate phosphodiesterase zeta-1-like. The record is from RefSeq and is a predicted model, not a curated record. NCBI's taxonomy places the organism in Eukaryota, Metazoa, Chordata, Aves, Passeriformes, Paridae. Gene Ontology annotation, biological process: positive regulation of cytosolic calcium ion concentration involved in egg activation; lipid metabolic process; intracellular signal transduction. The transcript has 13 exons. Gene Ontology annotation, cellular component: nucleus. Gene Ontology annotation, molecular function: phosphatidylinositol-4,5-bisphosphate phospholipase C activity. The coding region runs from base 1 to 2088 and encodes 695 amino acids.